Molecule: messenger RNA, 597 nt
Organism: Hyalella azteca
Lineage: Eukaryota; Metazoa; Arthropoda; Malacostraca; Amphipoda; Hyalellidae
Exons: 1
Coding region: 1-597 (198 amino acids)
Source: RefSeq, a predicted model, not a curated record
AUGCCCAGCGCAGGAAGUUCAUCAUCAGCGCUGCAUGCGCGAGCACGAGCGCGCCCCAGCCUUGUGGUGUCUGCCUCUCCCCUCACUACCCUCGCUACCCUUACUACCCUCGCUAACCUUAGCACCCUCACUACCUUCACUGCUCUUAUUCCCCUCACUACCCUCACUCCCCUCACGUACCCUCACUACCCUCACUUGCGUCGCUAUCCUUCCUACCUUCGCUACCCUUACUCUCCUUACUCCCCUCGCUACCCUCGCUGCCCUUACUACCCUCACUACCCUUACUAUCAUUACUCCUCUCACUACCCUUAUUCCCUUCGCUACCCUCACUCUCCUUACUACCCUCGCUACCCUCACUACCCUUAUCACCCUUGCUCCCCUCACUACCCUCACUCUCCUUACUACCCUCGUCACCCUCGCUACUCUUACUCCCCUCGCUACCCUCACUACCCUUAUCACCCUCGCUACCUUUACUACCCUCACUACCCUCACUCCCCUCACUACCCUCACGGCCCUGCUUGGCCGCCCUCGCAUCCACCGAAUAUUGAAACCUGCUCAUAUCUAAUCUAUUAUACUUCAUCAAACGUAGUUGUGUGA